AUGACAGAUGUACUUACGUUUGAUAAAGAGGAUCGUAAAGACCUUGAGACUAGUUAUCAAAUUGAGGGAAAACAAAAGGAAAAACAGUGGAGAGAAAAAUGGGAUCGAAAUCAAACACGACAACAACAAUGGACGACGUUGAUCGAUUAUUCGAAUGUUUCAAAUGCGGGAUUUCUCCUCCUCAUUGGAUCGGUGACAGUUAAAGGAAAGAAUUUUAGCCAAGGAAAGCAAAUUUCUCCAGUUGUGUUCUAUGGGUCUCCACAUGGAGUGCCACCAAAAAGACCCAUUAGCUUGUUGCGACUUUUGCAUGAAAUACGAGUGGAUCUCGCGGAACAACAAAAAUCAAACUUGAGUAAGGAAGUGUGGGCAACAUUUCCUAGGCAGAAUGAAGCUAUGAAUUUUGCAAAAGAGCAUGAGAAUGUGCGCAUUUUCAGUUAUCAAGAUCACCAUAAUGGACAGCGAAGGUUUCUCAUUUCGACAUACAAGGAGUUUUGGGAAAGGUACAAAAACAUGGAUGCUAAAUUUCGCCACCAUUAUGAAGUGAUUCAGGAGGGGCUCCCAUGCCACCUUUAUUUUGAUCUGGAGUUCAAUAAGAGAGACAAUGUAGAAAGAAAUGGGGAUGAAAUGGUCGAUCUCUUGAUAUCAGUCAUACUAGAAGCAUUACUCGAAAAGUAUUCUAUUCAAGGGAACCGGGAUUGGAUAGUAGAGCUUGACUCCUCUACUGCAGUAUAUGAAUUGCUCAUCGAUUUGUUCUGCGUUGCAUUUAUUGGUACUAGCAGAAAAGUUACUGUUGCAUAUAAAUGUACUCUUGCAGAUAAGUUCUUAUAUACUGUCUUCUUGAUGUCAUCUCCCGCUGAAUUCUCCUUUCCAAUUUGUGAAGAAGACAUGUUCAUGGCAUCCUUGAUCUGCAACAUGGAUGUUGGUUGCAAUAAACUUCUUGUCUGCAAAAUGGACAUGGAAUGUAUGAAGACCCUGCAAUUUGAUACAGAGGUUGAAGAUUAUAUAUCAUUGGUACUCCCAGAAGAAGCUUCUGAUGUAAACAAUGAUCACAGAAGACGCUAUAUCCCAAAAGAACUUUCAUUGAGUGGUGUGCCAAGUGAUACUGGAAAGUCACCAUUCCCAGCCUUGGAAAAAUUCAUAGAAUCUAUUGCCUCAACCAGAAAUAUAUCAGGAAAAAUACGAAGCUGGUAUUGGUUCUCCGAGUAUGGGCUGAUGGUCUACAGCAUGUCAAGAAAUAGAUACUGUGAACGAAUUGGUAGAGAGCAUAAAAGCAAUCAUGGUUACCGAUCCCCUUUACGACCUAUCCCGUGGGAUGUGAUCCCCGACCCUCCAUUUUCGUAUGAUUCAGUGCAAAUGGCAGAUAAAAUAGGGUCAACAAAUAAUAACCUUGAAUUUCAAUAUGUAAGCAAUGACUGUGAAGAUUUUCGGCUUUAUGUUGACAAACACAACUCCGACAGCUGUUCAAAAGAUUCUUGGUGGCUUGAAGCCAUUAAAGUUGCAGAUGAUAUUGAAAAUGAGAAGAAAACAUUGGAUAAUGUUGACGAGCAAGAUGACAACUGGUGGAUGGCCGUGGAAGAAACUGCAUCCCAGUCUGAACUAAUUCACUUCAGUUAA
Molecule: messenger RNA, 1614 nt
Organism: Dovyalis caffra
Lineage: Eukaryota; Viridiplantae; Streptophyta; Magnoliopsida; Malpighiales; Salicaceae
Source: the annotation of a GenBank genome assembly